This is a messenger RNA of Lizanozyma spartinae, 1167 nucleotides long. RefSeq names its product Pga52p (gene PGA52). The coding region runs from base 1 to 1167 and encodes 388 amino acids. Lineage: Eukaryota; Fungi; Ascomycota; Pichiomycetes; Serinales; Debaryomycetaceae. Gene Ontology annotation, cellular component: fungal-type cell wall. The transcript has a single exon. The record is from RefSeq and is a predicted model, not a curated record.
AUGAGAAUAAGUGCAGUGUUAGCUUUAGCAGCAACGAGUUUUCUUAGCGCCUCAGCCGAUUUCGUUGAUGUCAUUGACUUCACCAACUUGGGGUUUCAAGGUUAUUACUAUGACGUCAAAGCAUUUAAAGAUGUGACUAAAGACUCAUGUACUUGUGAAAGAGGUGAUGCCGUAUCGUUCAAGGGUCCCAAUGCACCAUUGAAUGAAGCUCUUUCUGUUCAUUUCAGAGGUCCUUUGGUGUUGAAUGAAUUUGCUUACUACACAACAGAUCUGUUCACCCUUGGGCUGAGCUCAAGUUCAUCAUGGAAUAGAUUGACUUACUACAAUGCCGAAAAACAAGUUGGUGAAAAUAUUACUUUUCUUACCACUGCUGGUGAGUACUCUCCUUGUUUAGGGUAUGCUUUGACAUUUGCUGGUGCCAAUGGUACAAGUGCAGCAAAAAAGGCUACAUUGUUAGAAAGCAAUAACAAGAUUUACUCCAACGAAGAAUAUGCCAUUUUCUCAAACGUAUCAUGCGAUAGCUCUGGUCCUAAUAAUGACUGUGGUGUGUACAGAAGUGGUAUUCCAGCGUUCCAAGGAUUUGCAGGAACAGUUAAGAUGUUUUUGUUUGACUUUGAAAUGCCAACAGAGGAUAAACUUUCAAGCGACGUUUCCAACUAUGACAUGCCUGCAAUUUGGCUUUUGAAUGCCAAGAUUCCAAGAACUGCUCAAUAUAGUAAUAAUGUCAAUUGUUCUUGUUGGAGAUCAGGAUGUGGUGAAUUUGAUGUGUUUGAGAUUAUGAACACAACAGAAGCCCUUAAUUUGUACUCCACCGUCCACGAUUACCAAGGUACAGGAGACAUUCAAAAUGGUAUUGCGGCCGAUAAGUUUAUUGAAAGAGAUCUUACUGGUAACAUGAAGGGAGGUGUUGUAUUCGAUCUGAACGGAAAUGCCGCAGUCUUUGUAUCCAACUCUACUCGGUUUGAUUCAACAAUUAGUGGAUCAGACAUUAACUCUUGGAUUUCAAAAGCAAGUGCUGAUGGUGGAAGCGUAAGUACAGCCUUAUCGAGCGCUACCAACCCACUUCCAAGUUCAACAUCGAAGAAAUCUGGCGGAGCUAACGUUACUCCAUCAAUCUUCACCAACUUUGUUGUUGGAGUUUUGGGUUUGGUAUAUGGGUUGUUUUAG